AGAGAAAAUGAGGACGCUUGUCUCAGAUUCCUUUAAAUAAAAUAGAGUUUGUGCAAGGGUUGGAGUUGGAGUUACUCCUCUUCCCUUUUUACAACACAAAAUUCGUCAAGGAAAAAUGUCUUGUUUUCAAAAUCCCCUACUAUUCUGGAGAAAUUGGUGUCGCUUGAGGACUUGUACAAUACAAAAUGGUGAAUUUUGAAAAAGUGGUGGGUAGCAUUAUAAUAAUGUAAUGAGUAUUUGCAAUUAACGUAAAAAGCUCUCACUAAUUAUGAGUUUGUUUGUAAUAAUGGGAAAAGUGUUAUGAAUGAUAAUGCUUCAACAUCAGUACCAUGUUCACUAUAAAACCCUACCCCCCAUCGCAAUAUCAUCAUCCAACCUUCCAACUUUCAUCAUCAAAAUGCCUUCCAAACUCCAAAAUCUUCUGCUCUUUCUCCUCCUCUUGGCCUUCCAGGAGAUGAUAAUAAUGCAUGGGGAGGCAGAGGCAGCCGUGUGCGAGUCGCCGAGCAAACUGUUUACAGGCCUUUGCUUCAGCGACAGAAACUGCUCCGCCAUCUGCGAGAAAGAGAACUUCGUCACUGGCCGUUGCAAAUUCUGGAAAUGCAUUUGCAGCAAAGACUGCGGCACUGGUGGCGGCGGCGGCGGAGGAGGAGGCGAUCCAGGUGGCCCGCCUGACGAAGGCGGCGACGAAGGCCCGCCGGAGGGAGGGCCUCCCGCAACCGUUGUUAACAGGAAGCCUUUGAUGGAGUCCUGAUUUGUGUCCUCUUCUCUAUUAUGUCACCACAGUUGAAGAGUUGGAAUAAAAAUUUAUUGCUUAGAUGCUGCCAG
Molecule: messenger RNA, 825 nt
Organism: Sesamum indicum (sesame)
Lineage: Eukaryota; Viridiplantae; Streptophyta; Magnoliopsida; Lamiales; Pedaliaceae
Source: RefSeq, a predicted model, not a curated record